Molecule: messenger RNA, 4774 nt
Organism: Cuscuta epithymum
Lineage: Eukaryota; Viridiplantae; Streptophyta; Magnoliopsida; Solanales; Convolvulaceae
Source: the annotation of a GenBank genome assembly
GUUUAAUAAAAUAGAAUGAAGGGAUGACAAGAUAAGAUAUUUAGGGAUUAUAUUUCCACAAGAGUAUUAGUGGUGCCGGUAUUUUAUCCUUUCAGCCUCCUCCUCAGUUCAGUCAGACAUUGUUACGGUGGAGUAUUAUGUAUGUAUGGUUGUUGGGCGGGUGAAGCAAGAGGAGCUGAACAGCCCUGGUUCCGAUGGACAAACGCAAAAGGAAAUCCGGCGGCGGCUUAUCCUAGCGGCGUCGGGCUUGGUGAAGGAGCUGAGGCUGAGCUGUUGGUGAAGGCAGAGAAAUGGAGAGAGUAAGCAUUCCAUUCACUAAUCAAAAUCAGUUCCCACACCGACCAGGCCAGAGAAGGAAGAAGAGAAACAUAACUCUGUGUGCGUGAGACAAACGAGUGUACGAAAGGUAUACACUAAGGCUAUGUUUGGCACAACGGGCUGAAGCUGAAGGCUAAUGUCUGAAAUAGGAGCUAUUGUCUGAAUGAUAAACUAUUGUCUGAAGCUGAACAUUGAAUUGCUGAAUCUGAAUCGCUAGCUGGGUGGAGUAGACCCGUUUGGCAAAAAGAGCUGAAAACAUGCAGGAAUAAUAUGAAAUUACAUUAAAGGACAUAUGAUUUAUUAAUAUAAUAAAGUGUGUUUAUCAUAAUUAUUUUUAUAUUUACAUCUUUUGGUAAAAUAUAUGUAUACAUGUAAUAUAAUACAUAUUAUAUAAUUUAGUACUUCGUAUAAAAUAAUAUAAUAAGAAUUUUGUUUUUUAUUUUAAAAAGAGAAAAACCGCAAACAUGAAGUAGAAAUGAAACUUGUUAGACUUUGAUCCACUAAUCAAGUCAAUAUAAAAAUAGAUAAUCAAUAUACUAGUGCAGAAGAAACCUCAGAAAUUAGAGGGAUGAUGUGUAUCCACUAUCCAUUAUCCAACAAGCAAUACACAAACAAAUAUAUAAUCGAAAAGAAAAGCAGAUGGAGAUAAAUUCUUGGGAGAAAGCAAUGAUCAACGAAUUGAAUAAACUGAUCACCCGAUGGAGUAAAUAAAGGUGAGUCUGGAGGAUAAUUUGGGAACCGAAUUUUUUUUAAUAACCGGCUGAAUACAAACGUUGGAGUUGAUAGCGUUUCUAUCCAGCUCUAAUUUUUCAGGUUCAGCCCAUUUAAGUUCUUUUGCCAAACAGGUCUACUUGUAAAAUAAUUGACUGAAAUUUUAAUAUUUCAGCUCAUUUUGAGCUUAUUUGGCUUGCCAAAUAUAGCCUAAAACUAAAAUAUGUACACCAUGCAUCUUUCUAAAUAAAAUUGUCUCUAUGGAAACAACUUUUGUAUUUCUUUAUCCGUAUUUUAUAUGGACAAUUAUGUUUGUGUGAAUAGUGAACAAAAAAAAUGUAUGUCAAUCAUUCUUUUUGCUUUUCUGUUCACACACUUUGUUACAGAUGAAAUUGUCUAUAUAUAAACAAUUUAUAUACUACGUAUUUCUUUGUAUUUCUAUACAAACGAUUAUACUACCUCCGUCCCGUUGGAAUUUCCCGGUUUGACCUACACACAUAUUAAGGAAAUAAACUUACCAGGGGGUAAAUUUUACUGUUUGACACUGUUUUGCACUGUUUGACACUGUUUUGAUGUAGGAUAACUUUCCAUUUAGGGAAAUGAGAACUUUCCAUUGGGACAUCCAAAAAAGGAAAGUGGGAACAUUCCAACGGAAACAUUUCCAUUGUGAGGAGAGAUAAAGUGUGCGAAUUAGGAAAAAAAGGUGUACGCCAAUCUCUUUUGCUUUUCUAUAUACUCCGAAUAAAAUCACAUUGAGUGCGAGGAAAGUGAGCAAUUCUGCCACACCAAAUUAAAUUAGGACUAAUAUGGUAACUAGGGGUGGUUCCGUACGGUAUACCUUAUAUUUUUUCUCAUACCUUUGCCGUACCAAAAUUUUCGGUAUGCAAAAUUUGCAUACCUUUACCUUACCGAAGUUUCGGUAUACCGCAUUUCGGUAUACCGAAGUUUCGGUUCGGUAACGGUACGGUAUCGGUAAAUUACCGUGCAUGUCUCCCAAUACAAAAAAUUAUCAUAGACUAACGAAAUAUACUAAAUCGUUAUUACUAGUGACAUAUUAAAUUUAUUAUUAAAAUGUUACAGAAUACAAUUAAUAAUCUAUUGAUGUCAAUUCAAUAUUGAACAAUAAUUAUUAUUAGUAUAUUUAAGCAGUUCAACAUAUCACAUAUUAAAAAGUAACGCAUUCUCCUAAAAUAACUUGAACAAUAUAGAUAUAAUUAAAUCAAUAGUGAUCUCUAACAAAAAUAAAUAAAACUAUUCAAACAACAUGGAUAUAAAAUCAUUUUUAUAAUUUCUUAAAAAUUGAAUAAGACUUUCGGACAAAGUUGUGUGUCUCGACUCGCUGAAUCUCUAUGUACAUACACUUGUCACAUAAGUGUAUCUCUCUUCACUCGUCAGCUACUUAGCGGCUCAGUCAUCACGACUUGCAAGCUCUUGGAACAAGAUGGACUUGUUUCUUGACAUUUGUACAUUACUCAUUAGUCAUUUAAGGUUAGCAUAGUAGAAGCCUAUAAGGUUAUAGUGAGUUUGAGAAAUUGGACCUUUAUUUUUGUAUUUUUGUAUUUGUAACCAACUUAAGUAUUAAUUUUGGGCUUCAAAAUUGUAAUGAAUUGCUACAAUAUAUUAGAAUUAAAAGUAAUUGUUGAGUAGAGAGUCGGUACGGUAUUAUACCGGUAUACCGCGGUAUUUGAAAACAUUUACCGUUACCGUACCGAAAUAGACCGGUAUGGUAUGAUACCGUACCGAAAAUGACGGUAUACCAAUAUUUCGGUAUUUUCCAGUAUUUUUCGGUACGGUAAGUGCGGUAUACCGAUAUUUCGGUAUUUUUGCCCACCCCUAAUGGUACCUAACGCUGGGGAAUGAAAUUAAAGCACGAGGGGGGACGUGUCAAAUCAAACCUGCCACAAAACUCGCCAUUUUCGUUGCAACAGUCUUCAUAUCAUAGCAACACUCAAAACGCACGUGACGGAAAGUUUAGAUCUUAAUGUCGGAUCAGUCAAGAACAGCUAGAGUGAGUAAUAUCGGGCGAGUCCAAAUACAAUUCACUGCGGGUAAAAGUAAAAAACCCACGUUUUCCUCGUUCGCAAAAUAAUGAGUCCAUGACCUUCGAGGCUGACUUAUAAAUAUUAAAAGCACGCCCUUUUCUCCAGCUGAAUCUUGAUCUUGCUUUUUACUCUGGACCCAGAAAUCAUGGGUUCCUCCAGAUUAUGGUUAUUGUUUUUGGUUCAUUUCCUGUUUUCCGCCAACCCCAUUUCACCAGCAGGCUUAGAAUGGAGGCCAGAGGAGAUCCCCAAGAAUUUCUUGGAAUUGGCCAAGGAAUCUGAGGUUUUUGAUUGGAUGGUGGGGAUAAGGAGGAAGAUACACGGGAAUCCAGAGUUGGGGUAUGAGGAAUUUGAGACGAGUAAGCUGAUAAGGGAGAAGCUGGAUGAGUUGGGGGUUCCCUACAAGCACCCAUUUGCUGUCACUGGUGUGGUUGGGUAUGUUGGUUCUGGGAACCCUCCAUUUGUGGCUUUAAGAGCAGACAUGGAUGCUCUUUCUAUGCAGGAAUUGUUGGAGUGGGAGCACAAGAGUAAAGUUGAUGGAAAGAUGCAUGGUUGUGGACAUGAUUCACAUGUUGCAAUGCUUCUUGGUGCUGCCAAGAUUCUUCAAAAAAAUAAACACAUGCUUGAGGGAACGGUUGUUCUGGUUUUCCAACCAGCAGAGGAAGGUGGAAUUGGAGCUAAGAGGAUGCUAGAUGCUGGUGCGCUAGACAAGGUUGAGGCCAUCUUUGGUGUGCAUGUAUUUCCUAGCUAUGCUCUAGGCGAUGUGGCAGCCAGAGCGGGGCCCAUAGGUGCCGGAAGUGGUUUCUUUGAGGCAGUGAUAACCGGGAAAGGCGGUCACGGUGCUAUUCCUCAGCAUGCAAUUGACCCAAUUCUCGCUGCUUCAAAUGUCAUUGUCAGCUUACAGCAUCUUGUCUCCCGAGAAGCUGAUCCUUUAGACCCUCAGGUAGUGACGGUUGGUAAUUUUCAAGGAGGUGGCGCAUUUAAUGUGAUUCCCGAUUCUGUUACUGUUGGUGGAACCUUCCGGGGAUUCUCAAGGGAAGGAUUCGCACAUCUGAGAACACGCAUUGAGGAGGUAAUCGUACAACAAGCUGCAGUUCAUAGGUGCAACGCGACUGUGACCUUCGACGAAGACACGAAACCAUUUAUCCCUCCCACCAUUAAUGACAAGGGGUUGCAUCACUACUUCCACAAAGUUGCUUCUGAUAUGCUUGGGAGCUCUCAUAUCAAGGAAGCUGCACUCAUGAUGGCUAGCGAAGACUUUUCAUUCUAUCAGGAAGUGAUGCCGGGUUAUAUUUACUUGCUCGGUAUGCAGGAUGAAAAUGGCGAUAAACUUCCUUCACCACACUCGCCGUAUUUUAAGGUCAAUGAAGAUGCCCUCCCUUAUGGUGCCGCCCUCCAAGCGUCAUUGGCAGUAAGGUACCUUCUUGACCACAACCCGAAGGUUCCAUCGCCAAAUGCAAACAAGCAUGAUGAAUUGUGAGGGCCCCUGUGAGAGUAAUAGAUCAUAGUCCUCAUUUCUUGGUGUAUGUGUUAGCAUCUGUUCAUGAAUUAUAAAUAAUGUAUGGCGCUUCAAUUGCUUCUUUUAUUUAUUUAUUGAGGGCUUUCUUGAUCAUUGUCUUGAUGUAAAUUAAGUCAUGUUUCUCAGUUUCUCCAUGAUGCGCAAGCGAUCAUGUGUUCGUCUUUCAAAUCUCAAUUAAGCUUAUGCG